AUGCCAAGACUGCGAUUAAAGCUGUUAGGAGUGUAAUGGAACUUCGGUUAACCAAUGCACAAAAUAAAAAAUGGAGUUUGCUCUAGUUGCCCUAUAGGAUGCAAUGAAUGCGAUGGGACUUCGUGUAUUGAAUGCUAAGAAGGUUAUUCUAACAUUUCUCAGCUAGAUACUACAACUGCUACUAAGUAGCUCAUAUUUUCUAAUAUUUGCUUAUUAAAGAAUACAACUGAGUGUCCCAAAGGCAGCUACUAUAAUUCUGAAUUCAAAUAAUGCUUAGUAUGCUCCAAAGGAUGUGCCUAAUGCUCAUCCCAAGAUAACUGUACCUUGGCUUGUAAUUAAACACUCUGUACUGACUGUCUUGGAGACAGCAAUAGCUGUUUAGAAUGCAAAUCAGGUGCUUUUUAAUUCUAUAAUGAUAUGAAAUGCCUAGAGAAGUGCGAAAAUUAACCAGGGUAUUACUUCAAUUAAACAACAGAACAUUGUUAAAAAUGCUCAAAAGGAUGCACUAGUUGCUAAAACGAUACAUCAUGUGAUUCUUGUGAUGCAGGAAUGCUUAAGCUUCAAUCCCUACUAACUCAAUAAGAAUAUUGCGUUUCAGACUGCUUUGCUACAGGAUUACUAGAAAAAUAGUCACUUUUUAAUAACAUAACAAGUAAAAAAUGCGAUAGUUGUGGCAAGGGUUGCUUAAAAUGCCAAGAUAAAAGAAACUGCACUGUAUGUCCACCAUAGAGCUCUCUUAUAAAUGGAACUUGCAGGUGUGAAUUCACUUAUUAGGUUACCCCUUCUGUCUAACUAAAGAAACUUCAUGUAGUUACUAAUGACAUAAGCUGGGGAUCCUUAUUCCUAAAUAAAACUGUUCCCUGUGACAUCCUCUUUUAAGAGUAUGAAAUCAGUAACUCAUUAUGUAGUGGAUCAUUACCCUAUAUUCUGAAUUUGAAUAAUGAGUUUGCAAAUUAAUUUAACUAUUACUUCUAUCCAAUAACUCGUUUUGGAUUAUUAAGCACAUCAAAAUGCAUGACAUUGAAUACUAAAAAAAUUGUCUAUCAGCCACAGAUCUAAGAUUUCAUUGAGAUGGAUUAAACUCACAUUCAUGUUAUGGAUGUGGAUGAUUCUUAAAUGCUAAGAUUACUAGAUGGAAGGAACGUUUUAAAGCUAAAUACAGAUAGUUUUAUUAGAAAAUCUUGUAUAGACUAAAAUGAAGAUUACUUUAUACAAAUUGUCAAGCCAAAGAUAGAUAACUAAACGUAAUCAAAAUCAUCAAUAAUCUUAGAUUCUCCUCUAUCAAAUUAUUCAAAUUCAACAAAUAGCAGCUAUAAUUAAUAGGAUUUCUACUAAUAAACCAAAGAUAUAAAUAGUUCAGAUUAAAUGGCUUUCUAUUUGGAUAAAUACUCCCUAGUAGUGAAUAAAUGCUCACCCGUAGAGGAAAAUAAGAUCAGCAUCCUUUACUCUUAAGGAUAUGAAAAUGGCUACUCUAGUUUUAUGCUUAAUAUGACUCCUAUGGAGGAUAGUAAUCUUAUAAAAAAUGGUAAAAACAUUUCAGAUUAUCCAUAACUCUAAAAUUCAGCAUAAAACGUAAUUUAAAAGUUCUAUUCCAAUUCCAUUAAUUUUAUGGUUUCUAAGGUUAUAGACUUUAAUGGACUUCUAGAUUUAGUUGAUGAUUCAAUACCUUAGCUUAAUUUAAUGCUGAAUCUGACUUUAUUUGAUAAUCAGAUGACUGGCUCGUCUAGAGUGAUAAUAAUUUCUCUUUAAAAUUUCAAUCAGAUUGCUGUUGCUUUUGACAAAAAGACAUAAAUGGUUGUACCAAACUAUAAGUAUCAGCUUCAGCCAAUUCUCAAUAGAUAUUCCUGCUAAGGUAUAUCGCAAGUAAAACUCUAAACUAAGUCACUUGCAAGAAAAUAUGGAUUUUAGAUGAAUUGCUCUAUUUUAGGUGAUAAUUAUGAUAUGAGCUAGACAAUCUCAAACUGUCUAAUACCAGCUAAUACACUAAUAGAAAAUUAGAGAUAUGACUUGAGAUUGCAACUUACAAAUGAGCUUUUGAAUAUAACACUAGCUGAAACUGUUGCACUUACAACUGAAACAGUUGUACCUUUUUGCAAAUUUAAAUAAGGCUCUUAAACUCUCAUGAAUCCUUUGAAUUAAAAUAAACUUUCAGCUUUUAUGCAGAGCUCGAUUUCCUCCAUAAAUUAUUAGUACAAAUGGAGCUGCAUGAAGAAAGAUCAAGCUACUGGAGAAUAUUUCUCUUGCUUAAAUUUUAAUGCAACUGCAUCCUAGACAACUGAUUACCUUAUAGCAGAAAAUAUUUUCGAAUAUUCUUCAUCCUACAUUGUUAUGCUGCAUAUACAUUAGACUGGAUCUCUCAAUAAGCUUUCAGAUUGCUCUAUUUAAAUAGAUACAGUUAAUGAUUAGUCUCAACUUAUAAUACCAAUUAGCAUUAACUCAGAAGUAGAUACAAUUGGCAAGCUUCCAAUAAAUAAACAGCAAUUCAAAUUUGUCUGCGAGGCUGAAAAACAUAUGUUUAGUGAUAAAUAAUUAGCUUACAGAUGGAUUUUGAUUGCAAUUAAAAACAUCAAUGAAAUAAUUGACUUGAGUAACAAAACUAAUGUUAUGAUAUAAGGCAAAUACAUAAGAAUAUAAAAAGAUACUCUCAUUGAGAAUACAAAUUAUAUGAUUCAGUGUCAAGUAAUGACCAAUAAAACAUAUCCAUUAAGUGGUGCAGUUGGAUUGAGCAGUUUAUUAUUCAAUACUUAGAGUUAAAGAGAAGAUGAUAAUGAUAAAAUUACUCUAACCGUAGAUAAAACAAAAGGCGAUUCUUAUGUCUCAGUAUUUAAUGCUACAUUGACAACAACUUAAGAAAUGAAUCUUUACUGCUUAAUUGGAUAUAAUGGCCAAAGUAAUAAAGAGCGAGUAAUAAUUUACGAAAGUCAAAAUUAUGAGUCCAACAUUAGCUUAAGUGUCUAAUUUACUAUUGGCGAAGGUGUCUAUUCACUCUUUGCGACUUGCACUGAUUCUUCAGAUAUAAAUUACAACUAAUAAAUAUAGCUUAAUUCCACGCUUUAAACAACAAUGACAACCGAAUUGUUAAACUUAAUGAACUAGAAAUUAAUGAUUGAAAUCAAUAGCAUUAAUAAAGAAGAAUUAAUGCAAGCACUCUAAAUUUCAAAUCAAUUCAGAGAUAAGCUGAAUUCUACCUUUAGAAAAUAAAUCAUAGCAUCCUCUAUAAAUAUGAUGAUGGACUAAUUAGAUUCAGAUAUAACUGAUCAGGACACAAGUAACCUUUCCACAGAUGAUAUGUUGAAUAUUGUCGCGACUGUAUUAGAUUAAGUGAUUAACGAUACAAAUAUCUUAAAUGAUCCAAUUUUAAUGUAUAAAACUGCGAAUAUUGUUAAGAUGAUUGCAAUGAGCAGUACCAAUACCACAACUGCCUCAAUAGAAAGAAAUAAUAAUGAAACUAUUAUGGUUAAUUUACUUGAUGAUGGAUAAUUUAACAGUAUAUAAAAGACUAUUGGGGCACUUUUAGAUUUAAGCAGUGAAAAUUCUUCAUUUAAUAUUAAUUCCAAGGAGCUCUUAACUUCAUUUGCAGUAGCUAUUGAUAGUUACGUUGGAAAUCUUAUGCCUAAUGAAAUGAUAAAUGCAAGCAUAGGUUAGAUAGCUUAUUCUGUAAUAAAAAUGAAUUAAGGAGAGCUUGCUUCUAAUGAUAUGACCAAUUUAAGCAUAAACUCUGAGAAAUCAAGCAAAUAGGUAACAGUAAUGAUCAAUGUCUCUGAUCCCAUUUUCGCCUAAUAUGAAAAUUUGAUUCUUAAAAGCAUUGUUUAUGAUAAUCAGCUUGAAACUAGCAAUACAAUUCAAAACUAGAGCAUAUCAAUAGGUAAUGCAUCAUUUACAUCAAUUAGCAGAUUAGCAAGUGAUAUUCUUGUAUUAAACGUAGAUACAUCAUCAUAAGCAGUAAGUUUAGAGGGAACAUAUGAUCUUGAGAAUGUGAAUGUUUAAAAUCUCACAACACCCAUAGAAUUUAAAAUAAAUGUGACUCAAAGCCUGAAUUCUUUUGAGAAUAUCACUGAAAGAUAUUACUAGUGUGUUUACUUUGAUGAUUCAAGCAAUGAAUGGAAGAAAUCUGAAUGUGGAGAUAAGUAGAAUGCUACAGAUUAAAACUAUAUUACUUGCUGCUCAACUCACAUGACAAAGUUUACAGUCCUUGAGACUGUAGUUCAAAAAGUAGACAAGAGGGAUGAAAACGUUGAUAAAUUAUUGUUUUAUGAGAAUGAGGAUAUGUUCAUUGGAGGAGUUGUUAUAGCUUUCAAUUCAUUCUUAAUUGUAUUUGGAGUAAUUGGCUGCACCUUAGAUUGCUAUAAGUCUUUGUUACUAUAUGCUCCUAUUGAAUCAACUGAUAAAGAAACAUAAUAAACUUAAAAAAGGCAAGCAUAGAAAACUAAAUAUGGCAGCAUCCACAAGGAGUAUCUAGGUCCAAUUGCAAUUAAUCAAGAUGAUAGUUAUAUAUAGAAUGAGAUGGGAGAAUAAACUAUGCAGCAAAUUCCUAUGAAUGUGAAAGCAAUGGAUCCAACUGUGCGUCCUCCAUUCAAUGGGCAUAUGGUUUCUGAAUAGGAAGAGCAGCCCUAAAGGAAAUAAAAAAAUAAAGAUAAUGAUUUCGACAACAUCUCUCCAAAGGCAAUCAGUUAAUAAAUUAAGAAUUAAAAUAAAAAAUAUAACAAGUAUUCAGAGAUGUAGCUUGAAGGAGGUUCAUCUGAAGAAGAUGACUAAGCUCAAGAACUUCAAAAUAGAAGAAGAGCAAGAAAAAAGCUUUCUUAAAAGAAAUAAAGUGAAAAGAAGAAGGAGUUGCAGUAACUUCCUGCUGAACCAAGUUAAGAUUAGCAUAAUAAGUUAUUUAAUGACUACGAGGUGACUGCUCAGUAUUCUGUGAAAAAGAAAUCUAAUAUGGAUUUAUAAUCUUCAGCCUCUGAUGGUGAUUACAAGAAAAAUAAAAGUAAAAUUGAUGAUGGAGAUCAGAGCAGUAGUGUAGGGAACGAUCAUGUUCAAACUAAAGGUGGAGAACUUGACGAAACAAAGGCGAGGAUAAUGGAGGGUGGUUAAUUGAUUUUGCCAAGUCAUGGCGUACUCUAGAAUGAAGAUGAUGAUGAUUCAUAAAUCACAUCAAAAUAGAAUGAUGAUGAAGAAGAUAUCCAAAAUGGUUCUGCAACAAGAGCAUUAAGAGAUAAAAAAUCAAGUAAUAACGAUAUUAAAGAUCAGAGUAGAAAUGAGAAAGAAUGCAAUCUUGAAUAACAAUUUGGAUCUUAAAACAUUGAGAUUUCUUUCAAAUCGCAAUAUUUAAUAGCUCUCUAAUGCUAUAACAGAUUAAUCGGCAUACUCUUUAGAGAGACUCCAUUUUAUCCAAGAUUUAUGAAGGUUCUAAAUUCAACUUCCUAAUUUUCCUUAAUAUUAAUGCUGACUGGACUGAUGAGCGUUGUCAAUGAAACCGAAAGGGGAGCAGCAAUUUUGAUUUCAAUUGCAAUCAUGAGAAUCGCAUAGAUACUAUUGAACAUUAUGAUUUCCAAAUCAUAUAUUUUAGGCAAGGCAAAACUCAGAAACAUUUUGGUAUGCAUUUUCUUCUUUAUAGUUCAUGUUGUUUCAUAAAUUGUGUCGAUGAGAAUAUUUAGAGAUAGAUUUGUUUAUGAAAUUGAUGAAUGGAAAGGCUCAUUUAUAGCUACCAUCAUUAUUGAACUGAUUCUAAUUGACUUUGUUAUUAAUCCGCUUGUCCUUUGCUCAAUGAUUUAAUGUUGUUGCUAGAGGGCUUGUAAAAAGUUCCUCUCCCCAUCAAUGAGUAAAAAGGAAUACAUAGCUCCUAAUUGA
Molecule: messenger RNA, 5841 nt
Organism: Stylonychia lemnae
Lineage: Eukaryota; Ciliophora; Spirotrichea; Sporadotrichida; Oxytrichidae
Source: the annotation of a GenBank genome assembly